AGCUAGCAGUAAGCUGAAGUGGCCUGCAGUACUGCACUCUAACCACUGCGCCACCUCGGCUCUUAAUAUGCCAAGCCUUGAAAUUAGGUUUAUGCCGGUGCAGCCCUCACCUAUCCUGCUAAAAAGGGGUUGAAGAGAGACAGGAGAUGGGCUUUGGGUGCUGUAGGCUCCCUUAUUCAUCCAAUUAUUUCCCCCCCCCCCCAGGUGUGGUGGCAGUUUUGUUCUGUGGCAUCACUCAAGCUCACUAUACUUACAACAACCUGUCCACAGAGUCGCAGCACAGGACAAAACAGUUGUUUGAGCUUCUCAACUUCUUGGCGGAGAAUUUCAUCUUUUCCUACAUGGGGCUCACGCUGUUCACCUUCCAGAACCACAUCUUCAACCCAACCUUUGUGGUUGGAGCUUUCCUGGCGGUAUUCCUGGGAAGAGCGGCAAACAUCUAUCCCCUCUCUUUCCUACUUAACCUGGGGAGGCGAAACAAGAUUGGGACAAACCUUCAACACAUGAUGAUGUUCGCUG
Molecule: messenger RNA, 519 nt
Organism: Thamnophis sirtalis
Lineage: Eukaryota; Metazoa; Chordata; Lepidosauria; Squamata; Natricidae
Source: RefSeq, a predicted model, not a curated record